Molecule: messenger RNA, 819 nt
Organism: Cooperia oncophora
Lineage: Eukaryota; Metazoa; Nematoda; Chromadorea; Rhabditida; Trichostrongylidae
Source: the annotation of a GenBank genome assembly
AUGUUGCGAGGAAGAUGCUUUCGGCUCAUAGACAAUUACAAUCAGACAGAUGUUGACGAGAACGACAAACUUUCCAUACAACUCAAUAAUGUGCAGAAAGGAACCCUCUUUGGAAGAAAGAAUAGGAUCCAAGUGGUCAUGUAUGUGGGUGAUUCACAUCCAGAAGUGGGCAUCUAUCCAAGAUUUUAUUUGAAUUAUCAUGAUUGGAAUCGCAUACGCUUUGUCCAGAGGCGAUUGUCGAUGCUGCCCAGCAACCCACGGUGCUCAUUAGAUCCUCGAAAUCAGGGAAAGUCGACCUGUUUUGUUUACAACUGGCUGAUGCGAGUAGUGGUGCAACCACUGAAUUGCACGGUACCGUACUUCAAAGGAGUGUUACCGUAUGUGGACGAUGUACCGACAUGUGAGCCGUAUGUCAUUGUUAAUGACUACGCUCGAAUCACUUCGACGAUGUUAGAAAACUAUCACUGCUCUCCUGCCUGCAAUCGUGUUGAGAAUCAGAUGCGGAUGACUACUAGUCCUGACUACAGUCGGAAUCCAAAUUAUUCUUUCCGUGUAGAAGCAUCAUUCAACGAGUUGCAGUAUGAGAGCUACUCAGAAAUUCGUCUGACAACUGCUGCUGGUUUCGUAUCCGAACUGGGUGGCCAAAGUGGCCUCUUUGUGGGAUGUUCGGUGAUGAGCUUCGUGCAACUAGUCCUUUCCUUUCUUAGCCUUUUCGUUAUAUGUGCUCGUAAGGUCUAUGUACGAUAUUAUUACCCAGCGCUCAGUAUUAAUUCAAAGGUAACAAACAGUACCGUGAGCAACAUUUCUGAUCAGAAGUAA